CUGCCUCCUGCACUGGUGAGCGAAACCAAGUGUGGGGGAGGACUGAGAGGCGCGCGCGCGGGGGUUGCGUGCUCCGUCUGCAUCUAUUCUCCCUGCUGCCCUCGGUCACCCCUCCUGCAAGCCCGGGGCGAGGAAACUUGAAGAGUCAGCCUUUGAGUUGAAGGCGGGAAAAUGGCGGAUUCCUCGGGGCGCGGAUCUGGGAUGACUUCUGCCGGGGGUCCCAGUACUCCUAGUGGCCCUAAGCCGAAAGGAAAACGAACACAAGGUGGAAAAGUGGUCGAAUCCCGAUAUCUGCAGUAUGAGAAGAAAACCACCAAAAAGGCUCCUGCAACAGAUGCUUUAAAGACCAGUGGGAAGAUAUCUGAAGGUGGAAGGAAACCUAACUCACUCCAGAAGAGCAAAGAGAGCAGUGGCAUCUUCAGCAAAGGUGACCUACAGUCCACGUUACUGGAUGGACACGGCACCGCCCCACCGUAUCUGGACCUCUCAGCUAUUAACGACAAAAGUAUGCUCAGAAAGACUCCACAAUUAGAAAAAACAAUGUCAAAGAAAACCGAGUCGACAUCAUUUUCUGCCUCGCAGGAAAAGGACUCAGAUCUCUCUGAAUUGAUGGAAUCCCAAACAUUGCUCCUGACUGUACUGGCCGUGAAGAUAGAAAAUAGUCUUGCAGCUUUUGAAGAAAAGGCAGAAAGGAAUUUAUUACUGAUGUGCCGAGAGAAGGAGACACUCCUAAAAAAGGCCCAUGAGCUGAAGCGCAAACUUCUCCUCUGUCAGAGGAAACGGGAGCUGGUGGAUGUCCUCAACCCUCAGAUGGAGAUGCUCAGUCCCUAUGAGGCUGUGUCUGAAUGCUUUAAGGAGCAGUACAAGACAUUCGCAGCGGCCCUGGACACCACGAGGCACGAACUGCCUGUGAGAUCGAUUCACCUAGACGGAGACGCGCAGCAGUUCUUAGAUGAUUUGCAGCGGGAAUUGAUGACCACACGCCGUCUGCUGGGAGAACUUGGGGUCUGCAGUUCAGAAGAAAAUGGGAAAGCACUAGACCUGCUGGGUGAACUCAAGGAAGUGACUCAAAAGAAGGAUCUAGAGCUCCGAAGGAGCUUUGCCCAGGUGCUGGAACUUUCUGCUGGAGUAAGUAAAGAGGCAGCCUUAAUCAACCAGGAGGUCUGGGAAGAGGCCCAGGGCCCCAUGGCCCCCCACCGGUGGUAUUUCAUUGAGGAGGGCACCCAAAGGGAAAGUCGGGGAGAGGCCGGCAGCCUGCUCCUCUCAGGUGCUGACAGGCCAUGUGCACUGUGAAUCCACAUGCAGGCUGUGUGUCCAGCCCAAGCGGGACCUUCCUGCAAACCAUCAGGAAGAAAGCACAUCCUGUGCCACUUGUCCAGGGCACGUCUGCCAGAGAGGCAGGGAGGUGGUACUCUGGAAAUCCAAGCACUUUAGUUUCUUAGUUCAGCAGUAUAGCCGUU
Messenger RNA from Molossus molossus (Pallas's mastiff bat), 1460 nucleotides. RefSeq names its product HAUS augmin like complex subunit 8 (gene HAUS8). The coding region runs from base 172 to 1293 and encodes 373 amino acids. The transcript has 11 exons. The record is from RefSeq and is a predicted model, not a curated record. Gene Ontology annotation, cellular component: cytoplasm; centrosome; nuclear microtubule. Gene Ontology annotation, molecular function: microtubule binding. Gene Ontology annotation, biological process: centrosome cycle; spindle assembly. NCBI's taxonomy places the organism in Eukaryota, Metazoa, Chordata, Mammalia, Chiroptera, Molossidae.